AUGUUAUUGGAAAAAAUAAAGUGUCUACACGAAUAUACGACAAAUUAUACCACUCAAAAUAUAUACCGCUGGACAAAUCCAAAGCUGAACGGGAAAAAGGAGACUGUUCUUAACAGACUUCGCAUUGGUCACACCAGAAUCACACAUGGUUUCCUGAUGGCCAGAAAGGAACCCCCCAUUUGCCAAACUCGUGGAACUGCUUUAAUUGUCAAACACUUAAUAGCCGACUGUUUAAAAUUCAACCAAGAGCGUGUUAUGAAUGGGAUAUCCUACAACCUUGACACCGCACUCGGACCCGAUCAUGAAAAAAACCUAGAGAUAAUUAAUUUUACAAAACAAGCUAAACUGUUCAACCUUUCAUAA
Molecule: messenger RNA, 363 nt
Organism: Rhopalosiphum maidis (corn leaf aphid)
Lineage: Eukaryota; Metazoa; Arthropoda; Insecta; Hemiptera; Aphididae
Exons: 2
Coding region: 1-363 (120 amino acids)
Source: RefSeq, a predicted model, not a curated record